Messenger RNA from Prorocentrum cordatum, 5400 nucleotides. NCBI's taxonomy places the organism in Eukaryota, Dinophyceae, Prorocentrales, Prorocentraceae. The record is from the annotation of a GenBank genome assembly.
AUGCCGGAGCAGGUUCUGAGGGACCUGCAGGCGCAUAUGCACGCGAUGCAGCAGGAGCUCAUCGCGGCGCGCGGCGAGGCCGCGCAGGCGCGGCAAGCGGCAGACGAGGCGCGGGCGGCGGCUCCCGCACAGCGAGAGAGCGCGGUCCCGGCGGCGGAGCGCUGGGCCGCAGAGGUCAGGACAAUUGGCAAGCCAGAGCAUUUCGACGGCACGAGGUGGCCGGACUGGUCGGUGGUCUUCGCGGCGUACGUGGGCGCGACCAACCUUCGCAUGGCAGAUGCGCUCCAACGAGCGGCGAGGGCGGGUGCGCCCGUGCUCAACGCGACCUUGGAGGGCGACGACGUAGAGAUCAGCCGCCAGCUCCACUACUGGCUGGUGCAGACGUGCCGGGCUCAAGCGCUCGACGUGGUGCUGAACUCGGGCGCGCUGGUGGGCCUGGAGGCUUGGCGGCAGCUGAACCAUUGCUACGAGCCCCAGGUGUGCACGAUAUAUGCGGGCCUCUUGAUGCAGUUGCUCAACUGGGACUUCAGUGGGGAGCUCCUCACGAGGAUGGAGGCCUUCGAGCGCGAGGUCUCGCUCUUCGAGGGCCAGACGGGCGAGCAGCUGAGCAACGCCAUCAAGAUCGGGAUCGUGCUGCAGGGGUUGCUGGACAGCCCGCUGAAGCAGCGCAUGAUCCUAAACGCAGAGAGGCUCGAGCAGUGGGUGCAGUUCCGAGAGGAGAUAGUGAAUGUGCGCCGCGCCCAGGCAGCAGCGGCGGCGAUUUCUGGAGGACCGAUGCCGAUGGAGCUCGGAGGUUUCGGGGGAAAGGGCGGAGGCAAGGGUGGCGAGAUGGAACGUGGCCACGGCUACCCUCAGCCUCACCAUUCAGUCGGCCCAUGCCGCAACUGCGGCCGCCAGUGGCGCGCCAAGAAGGACUGCCGGUUCACCGACGAGGGCAAGGGCGGCGGCGCUGGCGCGGGGCGUGGCUCGGCGCAGCGCAAGUGCUACAAGUGCAACCAGCUGGGCCACGUCGCGAAGGACUGCGAGCAGCGCGAGGUCGCCGCGGUCGAGGGGGGCCGCGAGAGCCUGAGAAUGGCCAUCCGCGGGCUCUUCCUCAACGCCUUGGACAAGGGCAACGCGGUGCAGGGGGCCUGCGACCUGCUGCUGGACAGCGGGAUCGCCAGCGAGGAGCUCUUCGGCAAGCUGCUGGAGCUGGGAGCGGUCGCGCGCGGCCCUCGGAAGCUCGUGAUGGGCGUCGACUCUGGCGCGGCGACGACGGUGAUGCCCAAGGAGAGCUUCGCUGGGCUGGCCUCAGUCUCGGAGGUUGUCGAUGCCGGGCGCGCGAUCGUCUUCGGCCGCGAGCGGAGCUUCGCGAGGAACGAGAGCACAGGGCUGGAGAUCAAUUUCGCGAGGCGCAACAACGUGUACGAGGUGGAGUUGGACGCCCACCCGUGCGCGAGGCGCGCGGGGUGCUGGGCCAGGGGCCGUCGGGGUUUCAACCCGGCAGGCCUGGCCGCUGUAAGCCUGGCCCUCGCGGAGGGCAGUGAGAUCUGCCAGUUGCGUGGAGGCGGGGGCGAUGAGCCCCUUCCAGUCGUCGAGGACCCCUGCGGUGAGCUGCUCCCGCCGGCGCAGCCGGGCGAGGGCGGCGAGAGCGAGGCGGAGGCCCCAGUGGUCAGGGCUGCGAGGGGACCGUGGGGGCCCACGGGGCAGGAGGAGAUGGAUCACGAGGUGAGCCAUGUCCCCUUCCGGGCGUGGUGCCGUCACUGCGUGGCGGGCCGCGGACGCCCGGCCCCGCGUGAGCCGUGCGACCGUGCGGAGGACGGAGCGCCCAUCAUCGCGCUGGACAACGCGUACUUGGGCGGCAACGAGGACAGCGAGGACGGCUCCUCGCCGAUCCGGGUGGUGCGAGACUCGGCGAUCGAUGGACUUCGAGCGAGGUGCUGUCGGGCAAGGGGCUGGCGCCCCCCCCUCAACGUGGAGACGUUGGCGCGGCUCUGUGCGCAGAUGGGCCGCGCGAAGAUGCACUUCAGGUCGGACCAGGAGAAGCCCAUCCUGGCCCUGAAGGAGUCCGCCGUGGGCGAGUCCCGGAGCAAUGGGCUCGCAGAAAGAGCGGUGCGAGACGUCGAGGGUCUCGCGCGCACGCUGCGGCGCGCGGCAGAGGAGCUGCGCGGGGCGGUGUUCGGGCAGCGUCAUCCCGUUCUGCCCUGGCUGGUGCAGCACGCUGGGGCGAUGCUGGGCCGAGGCCAACGGGCUGCCGACGGCAGGACGCCGUGCGAGCUGCUGAAGGGUAGGGCGUUCAAGAAGCCACUGCCGGCCUUCUCGGAGAAGGUCUUUUACUUGCCUGCGGGCAAGAGGGCGUCGCGGCUGGUGGGCAGGUGGCUGGAGGGCAUCUUCCUCGGGGUUGUGGAGGGCGCCGACGAGGUGUGCAUCGGCGCGCCGUCGGACAAGGUGCUGCUGGCCGAGAUGCGCGGGGUGCCUUGGGGCCGGGUCCCUGGAGGCAUCGAGGGCAGCCGCGCCCUCGACGGGGGCGGCGGCCUGGCGGCGCCGCCGGCGCACGUGAAGAUCGUGGCGGACCAGGUGGCGCCCGACGCGCAGCUGCCGGAGGUGCCGGCGCCGGCAGUGCCAGGAGCGCCGAGGCGCGUCUAUCUGAGGCGCGACGUCAAGCUGCAGAGCAUGGGGGUGGGCCAGCUGACGAUCGCGGGCGCCAGGCAGAUAGGCACCUUGCUGAUGCAGCUGGGAGCCUUCGAGGGUGACAUCAGGGAGGUGUUCAACCCAGGCGAUAUCUGCAGGCUGGUGCCGUGCUUCGACCUGAAGCAGGAGAUCGUCAUGUACCUGCGGACCGGCUGGGACUUCGACGACAAGAGCCAGCGCGAGCUGGCGAUGCAGGAGAUCACGGAGAGCAAGCCCAUGUUCGUGGUGGCGAGCCCCGUGUGCACGCCAUUCUCGCUGAUCCUGAAGAUGGGCGAGAAGGUGCGCGACGAGGAGCGGUACCAGGCGCUGCUAAGGCGCUGCGUCGUCUACCUCGAGUUUGUGAUGGAGAUCUGCGCACUCCAGCAGUGCGAGGGCCGGUACUUCUUGUGCGUGCGGCUGCUGGAGGGCGUCGUGGUGGUGAAGGGCCACCAGUGUGGCUUCGGGCAGACCUCGAAGGGGCCAGACGGGGUCGUCGGGCCGGUGGCGAAGGCGACGGGCUGGAUGACGAACUGCCCGGCCAUCGCGAAGCGCGUGGGGGUCCUGUGCGCCAAGGAUCACCGGCACGUGCACCUGGUCGGAGGCAGGAGCAAGGCGGCCGAGCGGUACCCGAUCCCGCUGGUCAAGGCCAUCUUGUCUGGCAUGCGCGAGCAGCUGGAGACCGGGCGUGGGCUCCACGCGUUCGAGGUCGGCGUGGCGAUCGAGGAGCCGGAGGCCAUCGAGGCGGCGACGCCAGAGGAGCUCGAGGAGUUCUUCGACGGCAUUUCGGGCGCGCGGCUGGACCCGAAGAUGGUGCGCGCGGCGCGAGCUGAUGAGAUGGCCUACAUGGAGAGGUUGGGCGUCUUCUGGCGGGUGCCGACGAGCGAGUGCCAUGAGGCCGCAGGGGCUCGGCCGCUGCCCAGCGGCUGGGUCGACACGAACACGGGCGACCAGCGCUGGCCGGAUGCAGCGCAGACCUUCGCGGCCGCGCCGCCGCUCGAGGGGCUGCGGCUGCUGCUCUCCCUGGCCAUGUCGUGGCUAGCCUCGGAGGGCAAGAUUCUCAUGUUCCUGGGAAUAUCCAGGGCCCGCCUGCACUCGGAGCUCCUGCGGCGCGUCUACCUGAAGGCGCCAGCAGAGGACGAGAAGUGCGGAGAGGAUGAGUGCUGGCUCCUGCUGAAUGCCAUGUGCGGGCUGCGGGGCGCUGGCGCGGCUGUCGACCUGAAGGUGGAGAAGGUCAUGGAGGAGCUUUGGGCGCGGCAGGGGCAGUUCAGCCCGUGCGUCUGCAGGCUGGGGUCGCUGGUGGUGUGGCGCCGCGGCGACGACUUCGUCGUCUUCGGUGGGCGCUCGGGGGCGAGGAACUUCGAGGCGGGCCCGGGCAGGCACUUGAUCGUUAAGUGCCGCGGCAUCCUGGGCCCGGAGGCGAGCGAGGGCGACGUGAAGGAGAUCGUGGUGCCCAACCGCAUCCUGCGGUGGGUGCCAGGCGACGGGGUCUCGCCCGACCGCGUCGAGCACGAGGAAGACCCUCGACAUGUGGAGAUCGUGCUGGCGCAGCUCUGGCUCGACAGCAAGAGCAUGCCCGUCGGCGCGCCUGGAGUCGAGAAGGACACGCUGGGCGGUGAGGAGCUGACGGGGCGCGAGCGCGAGAUGUACAGGUCAGUGUGCAUGAGGCUGGCCUACCUCGCGCUGGACAGGCCCGACCUGCAGUUCAGCGCGAAGGAGGCGGCGCGUGUGAUGCAGGCGCCGACGGUCGGAGGCUGGGAGGCGCUCAAGAGGAUGGGGCGCUACCUGCUGGGUGCUCCUCGGCUGGUGGCGACGUAUGCCAGACAGCCGCCGCCGAGGAAGCUGAGCAUCUUCACGGACAGUGACUUCGCGGGCUGCACGCGGACGAGGAAGUCGACCUCGGCCAUGAGCGUGUUGUUCGGCUCGCACUGGAUCAAGUCUUCGUCGACGACGCAGCAGGUGCAGAGCCUCGCGACACGGGGGGCUGAGUUCCACGCCCUGGUCGAGGGGGCCUCGGCGGGGCUCGACUUCCGCGUCCUGCUAGAGGACUACGGCUACGGCAACAUAGACGUGGAGCUGUGCUGCGACGCCACCGCGGGCAAAGGUAUCGCGGAGCGUCGUGGCGUAGGGCGCAUUCGCCAUCUGCGCACGCUCCUCCUUUGGAUCCAGAGGGCUGUACAGCGUGGCCUCGUGAAUGUCAGGAAGGUGCCAGGUGCUGCCGACAGCGCGGACCUGGGCACCAAGCGUGUGGAGGCGGCGUUGAUCGCCCGGUUUCUCGCCAGCCUAGGUUUCGUCCAGAUGAGCGGAGCGAGCAGGCUGGCCCUCAAGGCGGUGCUGGCGCUCGCGCUGCCCGCGGCGAGCGGCGCGGGCACGCCGGCGGCGGCGCCCCUGGGGCCGUGCCCGGGCGAGACGAACGAGAAGAGCUCCUGGCCGGCCGGCGAGGGCGCGGAGGAGCGGGUCGAGGUGGAGUUUGUCAACGAGAGCCCGCUGGACGUGCAGCUGGUGUGGGUGAGCCAGACCAACCAGGAGCAGCACGUGGCCUACCUCGCGACCGGCGCGGCCCACCUCGAGGAGACGUUCGUGGGCCACUUGUUCAACGUCCGCUCGGCGGGCGGCGCCCGGCUGAUGACCGUGCACCGCGUCGAGGCCGCCGCGAAGGUCAGGGCUCUGGGCAUCCCCACCGCGAGCAGGGAUCGGCGUCACGCUCCCCCCCCCCCCCCCAGGAGUUUUCGGCAGUCUUCGCUGCACCUUUGA